Ramularia collo-cygni is the source of this 558-nucleotide messenger RNA. RefSeq lists its product as uncharacterized. The transcript has a single exon. NCBI's taxonomy places the organism in Eukaryota, Fungi, Ascomycota, Dothideomycetes, Mycosphaerellales, Mycosphaerellaceae. The coding region runs from base 1 to 558 and encodes 185 amino acids. The record is from RefSeq and is a predicted model, not a curated record.
AUGUCUGACCCAAGCAUGGUCGAGCUCAGCGAGAUGUUGGAGCGCCUUUCCCUUGCACUCGGCGCGUCGAUACCGGACGCAAUGAUCACCUUCUCAGCGACUCCAAGCAGUUCGCCUGUCCUCGCGCACCCAAAGAGUCUGUCCGACCUGUUGCAGACCCUUCCGCAGGAGUUGCUCGACGAGAUCCGUGGCUGGGUGUUCACCCCAGAUUCGAGCCCCAAGCAAAUCAGAAUCACGCGCAACUAUACGCCACCAUCGAACAUGCAAGUCAACAAGGAGACGCGCAAGGUGAUCCUCCACUCGCACUACUCCAUGGGUGCGGUUGAGAUUCUUGACGAUCGCCCUGGUGCGAUCCGAUACUUUGAUAAGUGGAUCGCAAGUCUCUCUCCGGAAGUCAGGUUGGAUCUGCAGGCGCAUCGGCAACAUGCCAAUAUCUUCCACUACCGUCCGAUGAAGAAGGCCCGCUUCUUGCACAGGCGCUUGAAGCAGCAGAAUUCCAAGCGGCCGGCCUCGAACGACCCUGAUCGGCAAGAGUGGCAUGUUGUCCAGAGCCACUGA